This is a messenger RNA of Microdochium trichocladiopsis, 1614 nucleotides long. RefSeq lists its product as uncharacterized. The transcript is spliced from 2 exons. Bases 204 to 1427 code for a protein of 407 amino acids. Lineage: Eukaryota; Fungi; Ascomycota; Sordariomycetes; Xylariales; Microdochiaceae. The record is from RefSeq and is a predicted model, not a curated record. Gene Ontology annotation, cellular component: TRAPP complex; Golgi apparatus.
CAGCCAUUAGACCGCGUACCUUGACGAAGGGGCCGCUUGACUCAGAUGAUCCACUAUCACCGCAAGGCUCGGGUCUGACAUCACCUGCCCAAGGAAGUCCCAGGCCGGGAUCGAGACAACCACGCUCGCCCGCUCGAUCCCCGGUGCCAUCAGCGUCAGCGGCCGCCGCAUCCGCCGCCGCAGCAGGAACAGGCACCCCAGUCAUGGACUCUGCGCCGUUGACGUCCAAGGACUUCUCCUUCCUCCUCAAGCCAGAAAUCUACCACCAAAUCUCGCCGCUCUCCAUCCCCGCGCCCUUCCGCACACCAUCACGGCAGCCCGCCCCAGAAACACCAAUCCCAGACCUCCUCGCACAGGGCCACUUCCGCGCAGCCGCGAUAGCAGCAGUCCAGGCACUAACGAGCAGCCCCGUGUCGAUAACGCAGGCCGCGGCACACCCACCCGUCGAGCCAACCGACCACGCCCGCGUCUUCAGCCUGCUAUACACGCGGCUCUCGUGCCUGUGUCUGAUUGAUGCGGUGGCCCUGGCGGCGCAGGAAGCAAAAGCCCUCGAGGACCUCAACUCGGCCUUCUAUCUCGACCCGCUGACAGGGGCGCACCUGGUCCCAUGGGAGCUGCGCCUGCUCGCCGUGCGACUGCAGACGCUCGGGUUCGGCGACCCGCGGAGGGCCGUGGUCAGCUACUACGAGCUCGCGCGGGAUGCGCGGCUCGAGAUCGGCAAGGCUGUAAAGGCGCGGGACCACUCGGCCGCGGAGCUGUGGCGGGAACGACUCGCUAAUCUCGGAGUCAAGGUUGCUGGCGCGCUAGUCGAGCAGGAGGACUUGCUGGGUGCGGCGGAGCACUUGAAGACCUUGAAGGACGGCGCAGGCAGAGGAGCGCAGAGGUUGGCCAUGAGCAAGGCCCUACUGUGGUUGCACAUUGGUGACGUCGAGCAGGCUCGGCGAUGCAUUGUGCCAAGUGCCGCUGGGAUAGGCAAGGGGGAAGCUAGUGUUGCAGAACGAGUCCUCGAGGCGCUGGCCGACAUGGCAGACGGGGAAUACGACCACGCCCUCCAAGCAUGGACAGAGCUCAAGCAGGACCUUGACAACGAUAGUCGCGAAGCAGCAGGCGAGACGAACGGUGGCAACAGCGGCGCGAGCGACGAGAUGAUUGGUGUCAACCUGGCCGUAUGCCUGCUCUACGUUGGCCGCAUGGAGGAGGUAAGUCCUUAUGUCACUGCGGUCCUCCUCUCAGGUGCUCAGCACCAUCCCCAACAACCCAUGGGCGGCGUGACGCUGUCCCCGUGCUCAACACGGCGAGGCAGUUGUCAUGUUAAAUGCCAGAGCAACUAUGGUACUAACCCUCUCUUCCUUGGUAGGGCCGGCAAAUCCUCGAGUCUCUGGUCUCCCAAGGCAACUACUCCUCGCACACGCUCCUCUUCAACCUGAGCACAAUGUACGAGCUGUGCACCGACAGGGCAAAGUCACUGAAGCUCCAGCUCGCGGAGCGCCUCGCGUCGAGGAGCAGCAACACAACUGCGAUGGGCAGUGGGGGAGGCUUCGGGGCGGCGCGUCAGGGCUGGGAGAAGACGAAUGCAGACUUCAAGCUCUAGGCGGGCUAUGAUGAGAAUGCUUU